AUGUACGUGGGUUAUCUUUUGGAUAAGGACAGCAAUAUGUACCCCAACCCUGUCAGGCACCCUGGUCUGAAUCUCAGCCCCCAAAAUUAUGUUCCUGCACCUCCUCAGUAUUCGGAUUUCGCCAGCUAUCAUCACGUCCCUGGGAUUAACAGUGAUCCACAUCAUGGACAGCCUGGUGGCACCUGGAGCUCCCCAUAUGCUUCUAGCAGAGAUGACUGGCAUGCUUAUGGACCAGGACCAACAGCAUCUUCUGCCAACCCUGGACAGCUUGGAUUCAGCCCACCUGAUUUCAAUCCUGUUCAACCACCAGGCUCUGGACUUUUACCGCCAUCUAUGAGCAGCAGUGCUCCUCCUUUGUCCCCUAAUGCACAAAGGCGCAAUCCUUAUGAAUGGAUGAGGCGCAGUGGAGUUCCACAAAGUAACCCCAGUAAUGGUAAGACAAGAACAAAAGACAAAUACCGUGUUGUAUACACAGAUCAUCAGCGUCUUGAAUUGGAGAAAGAAUUUCACUACAGUCGCUACAUUACAAUACGCAGAAAGGCAGAGUUGGCAGCCACACUGUCACUAACAGAGCGACAGGUAAAAAUCUGGUUCCAAAAUCGAAGGGCAAAAGAAAGAAAAGUAAACAAGAAGAAGAUGCAGCAGCAGAGUCAACAGGCCACCACCACCACACCUACUCCCCCUAUUGUUGGCACCACUGCAGGAAUGGGAGGCAUUUGCAGUAGCAGUAGUAGCAACAGUAACAUGGUAUCACCAACAGCACUGACUAUCAAAGAAGAAUAUCUCUCAUGAAGUAUUCAGACCUUCAGGCACCAGGACUACAGAAAAUGCCCAACUCUAUGUGUGACCCAUACAAAUGAGUUUCUAAGGAAAUACAUAAAUGGACCGCACACAUUUUGGGGCCAGAAACUAUGCCUUUUAUAAAGAACUAGUCACAUAAAUUCCUCCACAAUAAGCAGAAGUGUCCUGUGCCUGCUACUGGACUAUAUCUGACAUAUAUUUGUGUUGCUGUAUAUUUAAAGAAGAAGGGAUUGUGUAAUCUAAGGCUGGAAU
Messenger RNA from Bufo bufo (common toad), 1053 nucleotides. RefSeq names its product caudal type homeobox 1 (gene CDX1). Lineage: Eukaryota; Metazoa; Chordata; Amphibia; Anura; Bufonidae. Gene Ontology annotation, cellular component: nucleus. The coding region runs from base 1 to 792 and encodes 263 amino acids. Gene Ontology annotation, molecular function: DNA-binding transcription factor activity, RNA polymerase II-specific; RNA polymerase II transcription regulatory region sequence-specific DNA binding. The transcript has 3 exons. Gene Ontology annotation, biological process: regulation of transcription by RNA polymerase II; animal organ morphogenesis; anterior/posterior axis specification. The record is from RefSeq and is a predicted model, not a curated record.